Pygoscelis adeliae (Adelie penguin) is the source of this 524-nucleotide messenger RNA. RefSeq names its product receptor expression-enhancing protein 4-like. Gene Ontology annotation, cellular component: endoplasmic reticulum tubular network; cytoplasmic microtubule; endoplasmic reticulum membrane. Gene Ontology annotation, biological process: endoplasmic reticulum tubular network organization. Gene Ontology annotation, molecular function: microtubule binding. Lineage: Eukaryota; Metazoa; Chordata; Aves; Sphenisciformes; Spheniscidae. The record is from RefSeq and is a predicted model, not a curated record. The annotation marks the transcript as partial. The transcript is spliced from 5 exons.
AUGCCUGAGCGGGUGCUUAAGGUUAAGCGCACAUGUAAACCCAGGCUGGUUUUCGGGAUGCUGUACCCUGCCUAUGCUUCCUACAAGACUGUGAAGACCAAAAACAGCCGAGAAUACGUGAGUUGGGUGCCUGGGCAGCUCCUUCCCGGGCUUCAGCCCCGGGCUGACAGGCUCCCCCCCCCCCCCCCGGGCCGCUGGAUGAUGUACUGGAUCGUCUUUGCGCUUUUCAUGGCCAUGGAGACCAUCACCGACCUGCUUAUCUCAUGGUUUUCCUUCUACUACGAGAUUAAGAUGGCCUUCGUCAUCUGGCUGCUCUCCCCCUACACCGGGGGGGCCACCCUGCUCUACCGCAAAUUCGUGCACCCCACGCUGUCCCGCAAGGAGAAGGAGAUCGACGCGCGCAUCGUCCAGGCCAGGGAGCACGGCUACGAGAUGAUGGUGCGCUUCAGCAAGAGGGCCUUCAACAUGGCAGCCACGGCCGCGGUCCAGGCGGCCGCCAAGAGCCAGGGCACGCUGGCUGGGCG